This is a messenger RNA of Zerene cesonia (dogface butterfly), 1052 nucleotides long. RefSeq names its product jerky protein homolog-like. Gene Ontology annotation, cellular component: nucleus. The record is from RefSeq and is a predicted model, not a curated record. The annotation marks the transcript as partial. The transcript has a single exon. Gene Ontology annotation, molecular function: DNA binding. NCBI's taxonomy places the organism in Eukaryota, Metazoa, Arthropoda, Insecta, Lepidoptera, Pieridae.
UCUGAAAUAUUCAUUGACUGGUAUGACAACACUUUUAUCCCUGAAGUAAAAAAAAGACAAAACGAAAUUGGUAAAGAAGGAAAUGUACUUCUUUUACUGGAUAAUGCGCCAACCCAUCCUUCGGCUGAACUCUUAGAGAGAGAAAAUGGAAAGUUUAAAGCAAAAUUUUUGCCUCCUAACGUGACAUCCUUGCUACAACCAAUGGAUCAAAGUGUUAUUGAAACAUUGAAACGACUUUAUAGAAAACAACUUUUACGUAGAUUGUUAUCUGUUGAAGAAGAUAAUGUAGAAGUUGUUUUAUCAUUUUUUAAGGGAAUGAAUUUAAAGGAGUGUUGUUACAUGGUUGUAGAUGCGUGGGAUUUGAUUGAAAGGAAGACUUUGAACAAAGCUUGGAACAGAGUACUUAACCGUGAGAAUGAAAAUUCAAUAACCAAUUCGGAUGAUUCUAUGUUGGAGGAGAUUAAUGACUUAAUGUUAAAGAUACAAAUAUGCAAGGAUUGUUAUGAUAGUGAUUUGAAAGAGUGGGUCACUUGUGACAGUAAUGAUCAAGGCUUCCAAAUUAUGUCGGAUGACGAAAUCGUAGAAAACAUAUUGCAGAGAAAUGAACAGCAGGAAAUGCAAGAAGAUGAGACAGAAGAAAAUCUAGAAGUAGAAAAUGAUGCUGGACCAUCUCAUGAUGAAGCACUCCAUGCCCUGGAAACAGCUCUUAAGUGGUUUGAAAAACAAACUGAGAGUGAUACUGCAAGUUUACUACAGCUGAAACGAAUUCGUGAUAUAGCAGCAAUAAAGAGAAGAAGUGGCUUACGUCAAAUGACAAUUACCAAAUAUUUUAAAUCACAUUAACCUUAUUACAUACUUUAUUUCAUUAUUACCAAAUGCAAAUUACCAAACACGUACACAUUGUAAGCAAAUUGCACAUUCGUACCUAAAUAGUAUUUUAUUUUAUGAUUAAGACUGCAGUAUUUUAGUAUGUACGUACAUGUAUGUAUGUAAUUUAAGAAGAUGUAUCUCCUAAUAAUUUCUUAAUAAACAUUGAUUUUCAUUGAUAUGUA